AUGCCGUCUUUCUCGCCUUCACGUCGACGAAGGCCAUCUGAUUCACGGCGAAGGAGGUCACGCUCCGUACGGCGUCACCGCGACAGCCGUUCUCCGCCUCCGCGGCGCUCAGCGUCGCGCCAAAGGUCGCCGCAAGCACGGGCAGCCUCUCCGUCGAGGUCUCGCAGUGCAGAGGAUCGAAAGACGCGUCCGGUCAUCACACCUGGGGGCGGCAUCGAGUCCGUGGAGGCCAAGGUGGUGGAUGCACGCACUCGACACAGCGGGGAACCCACCUUCCAAGCGGAGGUCUACCUGGGCCUUGACGCUGCGGCUGCAGGCCGUCAAAGAACGAUGUGCAUCCGCGGUCCUUGCCGAGUCGACAGAGGCCAAGCACAGGAGGAUGCAGACAAAAUGGAGGAAGCCGCCAAGGAUGGCAUUAAGGCAGUGCGGGAGAUGGCGGCAAAGAUGAAGAGGUGUUUGCUGUUUCACUCGGGUAGGACCGGAACAGUCGGCGGUUCCCGGGGCAACGAGCGCAUUUCAUGUGUUAAGCACCAGCAAGAGGCCCUGCUGGGUACCUAUGGCAUGAAGGUUUGGAGUGCGGGCAUGAAGCAGGCAGAGCAGUGGUGCAGAUGGCCCACGACGCAAAGUUAUCAUUUUGGUGGACUGUUGGUAGCUCCCGGAGCCUUCAUGGACGCGGAGAGUUACUUGGACGAGGCCUGGCAGUUGUGCAGAAAGGAGCUGGACGAUGUGGAGGAAGUGGUUGACUUGCGCGACUGUGAGUCCUCGGCACACUUCCGGGAAGGUCGUGGCUAUUCCAACACGACCUGUCAAACGCUCGACAUCCUCGGCCCUGAAUGCAGCGAGAGCUCUGUGAGUAGUCCUCAGAAUCUAGACGUCAUAGACGGCCUGGACCUGGAUAGUGUUCUUCGGGCCCUCGUUUCCGCAGAGGACUCAGAAAACUCCGAGGCUGGUGGCCUCUCCGCACUGCUUGCGAACACCGUCUACAUCGACGCGUACAGAGAUGAUGCGUGCAGCGAGAGCGACAGCACCGUCCCAUCUGAAGAGGACGCUGCUCUGCUUCCGCCAACAGCGGUAGCGCCCAGGGUUCAGAUAGAUUCUCUCCGGCAGCCACAGCAGCUGCAGCCUAGCCUUUCCAGCGUGGAUUGGCCAGAGCUCGUUCAGAGCCAUCGCAGUUCUGCCUGCAGUGGGUACAGUGCAGGGGCGUCGGGUGAAUCGCCGGCUAGCACCUCACGGGAUCGGCCCGACCACACUUCCCUGCAGGCUGGAAGUCUGGAGGCUUCCAUCCAGGAGCUGUUUGAUGCACAGUCGGUGGAAAGCGCAAGCGCGCCAAACAGUGCCCGAUCUGAGACUGUCAGCAUGGCUCGAGGGUUCGAUGCAGCAGAGGAGACAUUGUCUGUCGUGGACAUUGCCGAUGAGCUACCGGUAUCUCCCCGGAGUGACGAUGGGCAGUCGAUGCACAUUGUCUAUGGGGCGAGUGUGGCCGUCAGCCCACGCUCUUUCACGAGCCCCAGGAUCGAGAACAUGGGCUCGCUAUUGCAAAGGUGGGCGUUGGAGCACCAGUUGGACGAGAAUGUCGCCAGCAGCAUUCGGCGGGUCCUGGAGAUUCCAGAUCUCAUACCCGAUGUCGCCUGUCUAACUGAAGAGGAGGUCUACGCCCUUCCGAAGGUGCGUUUCACUGCCAAAGACACGCAGCAGUGCUCCAUAUGCUUAGAAGCCUUUGAGGAGGGCGAGCUUCUCACUGCACUGCCCUGCGGGCAUUUCUUUCAUGUGGAGUGCGUGGCAGGGUGGAUGCAACGAGCAACCAUCUGCCCUCUUUGUCGAGCAAGCUGCGCCGACUGA
Molecule: messenger RNA, 1839 nt
Organism: Symbiodinium sp. CCMP2456
Lineage: Eukaryota; Dinophyceae; Suessiales; Symbiodiniaceae
Source: the annotation of a GenBank genome assembly